Messenger RNA from Talaromyces rugulosus, 1365 nucleotides. RefSeq lists its product as uncharacterized. NCBI's taxonomy places the organism in Eukaryota, Fungi, Ascomycota, Eurotiomycetes, Eurotiales, Trichocomaceae. The annotation marks the transcript as partial. The record is from RefSeq and is a predicted model, not a curated record. The transcript is spliced from 5 exons. Gene Ontology annotation, molecular function: iron ion binding; heme binding; oxidoreductase activity, acting on paired donors, with incorporation or reduction of molecular oxygen, reduced flavin or flavoprotein as one donor, and incorporation of one atom of oxygen.
AUGGUUGACUCCUCGGAUUUGCUUUAUGCGUUGCGCCUCUGUUGUCUUGCCCUCUUGCUUUCCGGCUGGGCUUACCUCUAUAUUCAAAAACGGUACCAAAUCCAAGCCGAUAAAGCCUUUAGUCAAGAGCACGGCUGUGAGCCCAUCCGGAAGAGAUUGCCCUACAAAUGGCCGUUAGCAAUCGAUAUUUUGAAGUACCAAUACGACGCUCUAAUGCAAGGAAAUUUGCUUGCUUAUCAGGCAGACUACUUCCAAAGGGUCCAGGUAGGGCACACGUUCGAGGUCAAGCUGUUGGGGCGAAUUGGCUACUUUACUAGCAACCCUAAAAACUUGGAAGCUAUGCUGCAGACCAACUUUGACGACUGGGAACUCGGUAGUAGUCGCAACCCCCUGUUGCCCAUGAUUGGCAGGGGAAUUUUUACUCAGGAUGGACACCACGCCUGGAAGCAUUCGCGAGAAACCAUGCGCCGGCAAUUUGCGCGGAUGCAAUAUCAAGACCUCCGGCUAUUUGAGGGGCCCAUAAAUGACAUGCUGGCAUAUCUGCAGUCUUUUACCGGAGUCAUUGAUCUCCAGCCGGCAUUUUUUCGCUUCACCUUGGCCACAACGACCUCGCUCAUUUUCGGAGAGCCCUUUGUGGACUCGAAGAAAAUCGAUGACGAGACUUUUGCUGAAAAUUUCGAUUACACGUCGCUAGUCUCGGCCAUGCGUAUGAGACUGGCUGAUUGGGGUUGGGUCUAUAACCCUUCUAGGUACCGAACGGCCUGCGCUCUCGUCAAUGAUUAUGCCACGAUGUAUGUCAAUCAUGCGCUCCAGGACGUGAAAGAAAAUGGCGAAGAAGUCGCCACCAAGCGGCAUCCAUUUAUACUAGACCUCUUCAAAGAACUGCAGGAUGCCAAGCUUGUUCGAGAUCAACUCAUGAAUGCCGUCAAUCGGCCUCCCUCGAACGCCUCCGCCAGGAGAUACUCUCUUUUACUGAAGACGGGGGGCAUGGUGACCAGAGCACAAAUCAGUAAGAUGACUUACCUAAGAUGUGUUCUCAAUGAGACAAAUCGGCUAUACACUCAGAUCCCGAUGAACAUUCGUACAGCGAAAAGGACCACUUGUCUACCAAAGGGCGGCGGUCCAGACGGGAAAUCCCCUAUGCUUGUUGCCAAGGGGGUGGGAGUGGCAUUUUCUGCCUACUAUAUGCAUCGUAGUAAGGAGGUUUACGGUGUAGAUGUAGACGAAUUCUGCCCGGAAAGAUGGGAGGGUCCGGAAUUGAAGAAUAUUGGAUUUGCGUUUAUGCCUUUUCACGGUGGCCCUAGGCGGUGUCUCGGAAGCAAGAUUCCAAACCUCCUCCAGUGCAAUAGACUGGUCUCAAAAAGA